This is a messenger RNA of Pyricularia oryzae 70-15, 1210 nucleotides long. RefSeq lists its product as uncharacterized. The transcript is spliced from 4 exons. Bases 1 to 1182 code for a protein of 393 amino acids. NCBI's taxonomy places the organism in Eukaryota, Fungi, Ascomycota, Sordariomycetes, Magnaporthales, Pyriculariaceae. The record is from RefSeq and is a predicted model, not a curated record.
AUGCGACCAAUGCUGAGGCUGCUAGGCCUGAGAAGGCUUCACAUUGCAGCCGUGGUAGUGGCCUUGACAGCCAACAACCAUUUCUCUGACGGCGUCCUAAGCGACAACCUCUUUCGCCCCCCGGCGAUCCCCGAUGAUCCACCAGGCGCAUUAGACAACCGCCCCAUCGUACAGCUGCACCAGCAAGCACAGGCAGAGUUCCAAGCUCUUCUCGCCCGGCAUGCCCGGCAGGUUAGUCCAAGUGUCCACCACGCCCAGCAGCAAAGCAAGACAGACUUCACCUCCAUAUGCGAGUUUUCGGCUGAAAGUUCGGUUGCGGAUGUCGAGCUUGGAUGGAGCCUCUUACCAGAUUGUUGGGUGAUGCGCACAGCCCCAGAAGCAGCUACACAGUGUGACGGCGAUGGACACAAGGCCCAGAAACAGUCCAUGCGGACAUAUCUCUCGCAUCACUCAAUCACCAUGCACUGUCUGAGGCUUGUCAGCCUGUAUAGCUCCUGGUGGGACCACUCCUGGGGCGCAGAAAAGAAUGCCGUCUACUGGGCCGGGUCCUCGACGGGGGGACACUGGACCGCCCACACGUGGGCCAAAGGCCACCCGCAGCGGCUCGUCGCCCUUGCCACGGGCAAGGCCGAGACUUCCACCGGCGCCAAAGUCGACAUCUCGCACCGUGAUGUCGCCUUGACUCGCAUUGUAGGCUGCGAGCCCCGUCCUGUCUGCGACGCCAUGUCUCGCUUUUUCUGGGGCGGUCUACCCGACACCACGACCGGCGGCCGUAGCAGCCGCGGACCGGACCCAGAAAACCGCGCGCUUGGGUACCGGUUCGCGCUCGACGUGAACGGCAACAGCUUCAGCGGGCGCUUCUACCGGCGGCUGGCGUCACGCGGCGUCCCGCUCAAGAUUAACAUCUUUCGCGAGUGGCACGAUGACCGCCUGCGGGCCUGGGUGCACUAUGUGCCCUUCAGCGUCAGCAUGGAGGAGAUGCCGGAGCUGAUGCGGGUCUUGACCUCGACGGCGACGGGCCAGCGGAUAUCGAGGAGCAUAGCCGAGGCCAGGAGGGAGUGGCACCAGCUAGCCGUGUCGCCCCAGCAUCAGGGCAUCUACCUGUACAGGCUUAUGCUGGAGAUGACCAGGGUGCGGGAUGGGCGGCGGGAAGCUAAUUACGAAAAGAAGAAAAAUAACUAAUAAAAUAAAAUAAAAUAAAAUAAAAAAC